Molecule: messenger RNA, 2142 nt
Organism: Salmo salar (Atlantic salmon)
Lineage: Eukaryota; Metazoa; Chordata; Actinopteri; Salmoniformes; Salmonidae
Product: tumor necrosis factor receptor superfamily member 10B
Biological process (GO): positive regulation of apoptotic process; TRAIL-activated apoptotic signaling pathway
Cellular component (GO): cell surface; plasma membrane
Molecular function (GO): protein binding
Source: RefSeq, a predicted model, not a curated record
UUGGGACUAAAGAGGCGUGACGGGCACUGCGCCAACAAUCGUCAUUUGGAACUUUCUCUUUCGCGAGGAGAGUUGACUCAAAUAAGUCUAGCGCUGUUCAACCUAACUAAACCAUCGAUUCAUGGAGGAGUGCUGGUGCCGCUUUUCUUUUUUCGGACACAUCAACUGGGAUAUGUACGCCACCUUUGACAAAAGUAUGAGCAAUAUAGGCCUACAUUACAUGGUUGUCCUCCUAAUCUGGGCCCUCAACCCCAUGGCGGCAGCUCAGUCUGGCCUUAAAUUGACACGGACAGGAGGUAGCGUCAGAAACUCGAAACAGCGGGACAUCUCAUGCCGGGAAAACCUGGAGCACCCACAUGACAACAUCUGCUGUUUAAACUGCCUAGCUGGUACAUAUGUCAAAGCGUACUGCACACGUGCCUUGGAGAGGGGAACGUGUGAGACCUGUGAGUUUGACACAUACACUGAACAUGGCAACGGACUACGACAGUGCUUGAAGUGCACCACGUGUCACUCAGAUCAGGUGACUACGAAGGCAUGCACCAUCACUCAGGACAGAGAGUGCCGGUGUAAACCUGGGUUAUUCUGUGCCCCUGACCAAGCCUGUGAGGUGUGCCAAAAGUGCUUAAGAUGUAAAGAGAACGAGGUGAGGCUGAAGAACUGCACCGCCACGUCCAACACGGUGUGUAAGGCCAGACUGCCCACAUCCAGCACCAUCUCAGGUACAAGACCAGGUCCAGCGGGUGUUGUUGUGAUUGUGGUGGCAGUACUGGGAAUCACUGCUGCAAUUGCCGCUGUCCAUUGGAAGAGGCGAAAUUGCUGUAAAAGGAGAGACUCCCAGAAUAAUCCCAGUGAGACGCUGAAAAUUGAGGUGGAUGAUCAAAACAACAGGUCGAUUGAGCAGAGGCAGAACAACCGGAGUGCUGUGCAGGAUGACACACGGCUCCAUCCUUUGCUGGAGCUGACCCUGGUGGUGGGCGCCAACACCCCCUCAGCCGAUGAGGACAAUGGACUGGGCGACAGCCUCCACAACACCACCAACUCCUCCCAGUCCAGUUUGUCCGCACUACCCUCAUCCUCCCCGCUUUCCAGCCCUUCGGCCAAGAGGCAGCCUGGCACUGCGGCUACGGAAGAUGUCCUCAGAAAACUUGCUCCUUUGAAUGGUGACGAGUCCUUGAAGAAAAGUUUUGAACUUUUUGAAGAGCUGGACGUUUACUACCAUAACAGAUUCUUCAGGCACAUCGGACUCAGUGACAAUGCUAUAAAAAGCACUGCACACCUUCAUCCUGAAGACCGAGUCUAUGAACUGUUAAAAGUAUGGUUGGAAAUGGUGGGCAGGCAAGCCGACAUGAAUGACCUAAUCAAAGCCUUGCUUUAUUUGGACCAAAAGUUAUCAGCAGAAAAUAUUAUUUAUAAAGCCAUUGAAAAUGGUUAUUAUGAAUAUGCAGUAAAUUAAUAUGCAGAAAGUAAAAUUGCUUUAGGAAAGUAUAAAGACCCCUUCCCUUUUCCCACAUUUUGUUACGUUACAGCCUUAUUAUAAAAUGGAUUAAAUAAAAAAUCUUCAUCAGUUAACACACAACCCCGUAAUGACAAAGCGAAAACAGGUUUUUAGACAUUUUUUGCAGAUUACUUAUUUGCAUAAGUAUUCAGGCCCUUUGCGAUGCGACUUGCAAUUGAGCUCAGGUGCAUUCUGUUUCCAUUGAUCACCCUUGAGAUGUUUCUACAAUUUGUGGUAAAUUCAAUUGAUUAGACAUGAUUUGGAAAGGCACACACCUGUCUAUAUAAGGUCCCACAGUUGACGGUGCAUGUCAGAGAAAAAAUCAAGCCAUGAGGUCAAAUGAAUUGUCCGUUGAGCUCCGAGGCAGGAUUUUGUCAAAGCACGGAUCUGGGGAAGGGGUACCAAAACAUUUCUGAAGUAUUGAAGGUCCUCAAGAACACAGUGGCCUCCAUCAUUCUUAAAUGGAAGAAGUUUGGGACCACCAAGACUCUUCCUAGAGCUGGCCGCCUAGCCAAACUGAGCAAUAGGGGGAGAAGGGCCUUGAUCAGGGAGGUAACCAAGAACCCGAUGGUCACUCUGACAGAGUUCCUCUGUGGAGAUGGGAGAACUUUCCAUAAGGACAACCAUUCUGCAGCACUCCACCA